UGUCAGCUCACCUCCAAAUUGACUUAAACAACACCAGCAGAACGACUUUCAGACAACAUUCUUCAGCUGGAAUAUUCCAAGGUGCCAAACAACAUGCCGCCCCCGACGCAACCUCUCACUAGCAUCACACUUCGUGGUUAUCGAAGGCGCCAGGUUGCAGAGCAGCUUCUCAAAUUUCACACGGCAAAUGAUCCGUUAGCACCGCAAUCGUCACCAAACGCACGUGUUAUUCGGAUAGUCUGCGUGUCCGAUACCCACAAUACUCGUCCCAAGCUUCCUCCCGGAGACAUUCUUAUCCAUUCCGGUGAUCUGACCGAGAACGGUUCUUUCGACGAGGUACAGGCUGGCUUAACUUGGCUUUCUUCUCAGCCAUUUCGGUACAAGGUCUUCAUUGCCGGAAAUCACGACGUCCUACUUGACGAAGCGUUUCUUGCUAAAUACCCGGAGCGACGCUAUGGACAGGCCCAAACGAAGGAGGACCUUGACUGGGGGAGCGUGAUCUACCUCCAAGACUCGAGCGUAACUCUCGAGUUACCCUUAGACGAAGGAAACCAGGAGCUGCAUAUUGGCGGCGACAGAACUCUUGGCAACAAGAUUGAGCCCAGAAGUCUGACAAUCUUUGGCAGCCCCUGGACGCCGCAGUAUGGCAUCUCUGCCUUCCAAUAUCAUCCAAGCGAUCACUCUCAUUGGAGUACAAGACUCGCAUCUCUGGAUCCAACGCCAAAUAUUAUCAUCACGCACGGCCCACCACGAUUUCACCUAGAUAGGCGGGACUUUCACCGAGCAGGGUGCGCAUAUCUUGGUGAAGAAAUUGCCCGUAUUCGACCUCGACUUGUUGUUUUUGGCCACAUCCAUGCGUCAUACGGACGUGAAGAUGUAGUGCUAGAUGGCGCGCAGAGAGCUUAUGAAGAGGUGAUGACUGGUUGGGCUGGUUGGGGGACAGUUACUUGGUUAGCAGCUUUGGUAGUGUGGGCAAAGUUGAAAUGGUUGUUGCGCGGAAUGGUGCGAGGCAAAGAGAGGGUCACAACAUUUGCCAAUGCGUCCGUUGUUGGUGGGCCAAACAAUGAGCUUCGGAACAAGCCGAUUGUAAUCGAACUCUAAAUGUACUGUACCUAAUGAACUCAGACGGUGCUCACGAACAACUUUUAGCGCGAAGAGCUCGCGCUCGCUGUUGCCAUCAAAUCUCACGCCUACAACGCAUCCCUCGACCCCUGCCAAUGGUCUGGGCCCCAUUUGAUUUGUUUGGGUAGGUUUGGGUAAGGAUUCGGCCCAUAGGCAGGGAGAGGGUCGCCUUUGAGAGGCUCGUCGGAC
This is a messenger RNA of Phialemonium atrogriseum, 1311 nucleotides long. RefSeq names its product Metallo-dependent phosphatase-like protein. NCBI's taxonomy places the organism in Eukaryota, Fungi, Ascomycota, Sordariomycetes, Cephalothecales, Cephalothecaceae. The coding region runs from base 94 to 1101 and encodes 335 amino acids. The transcript has a single exon. The record is from RefSeq and is a predicted model, not a curated record. Gene Ontology annotation, molecular function: hydrolase activity.